AAAGUCUCCGUCAAUCGGUUUCUUGUUUUACUGUCAGUUUUGUGUUGUGCGUAGUUGUUGUUUGUUGAUUUUCGAUGGCUUAAUUAGUUUUAUUAUUAUUUUAUUUUCUCAUCUGUUACAAUAUAUCGAUUUGAGCUUGACCAAAAUGGCACUUUUACCUCCCGAUCCAGUUUACACUAUCAGAAAUGUAGACAACGUGCCAGUUUAUUCAUUGGCAUUUAGCUUUUUGCCCGGAGGUCUGGAGAGGUUACUAGCCGGCUCGAAGAACGGCUAUGUUUAUGCAUACAACCUUCAGACUAACCGUGUGCAGCAAAAAAUUCAAGUUGGUCAAGCUCCAAUACUACAUCUCAUUCACACCAACAGUCAUCUAAUAACCCAAGAAAAAGGUGGAAUUUUUAAGAUUUUUGAAUUAACUAACAGCGGCUAUAAAGAAGAGGCCAUAAUCAAUAUUGAUUAUCCAGGCUUUUGCCGUUUUGAAGCCAACACAAAACUCGAAACAAUUUAUGUACCUGAUAGAGAUUCGAAAAUAUAUGUAUAUAAUUUUGCUGGAGAGAAACUGGAAACUUUGAUGCCAGACUUUAAUGACAAAAGCACACCUAAACUAGGAGAUCCAAUGUGUAUGAAGUACAUUGACUUUCCAUGUAACAGGCCGUGUUUAUUGGCAGGCUAUGAAGCAGGUUGGCUCCUUUUAUGGGACCUUAAUACUAGUCAGUGCAUUGGCAAAUUACAAACAAAAGAAUGUCCAAUGACAGUAGAUUAUCACCGUGAUCAACAGAGAGGUAUUAUCGGUAACGCUUCAAAUGUGAUACAAAUCUUUAGCAUAGGCAAGAAAGACUUGAGCUUGGCUCAUAAACUGGAUAUAUCAAUUAAAAAUUCUGGAAUUAACAAAGUUCAUUCUAGAAUGGAUGGGAAGGUAUUUGCAUCUGGAGGAUGGGAUGGUCACAUACGUAUAUUUUCCUGGUUCUCUUUGCGACCUUUAGUUGUACUUACAGAGCAUAAACAAGCAGUACAAGAUGUUGUAUACUCUACUGAAAAGGUGUCUCUCUGGAAGGCUCCUAUAAUGGCUGCUGGGGGGUUAGAUGGUGCUAUUACCCUUUGGGAUUUAUACAAUAACAAAAAUUAAUUGCAUUUAAUUAUAAUAAGCAACAUGCUAGAUUUAGUAAAUUUCGGACAAUCUACUUUGAAUAAAAAUGUAGAAUAAAAUGUUUUAAUUCACUUUUCAUGAAUGGUAUACUUUAUGAGCGUUUAUGCCAGUAUUGCCUUUACUUAAAAUAUUAGAUAAAACAAAUCAUCCAAUGAUGCUUUAAUUAAUUUGAAGAUAUAAUUUUAUAGAAUACAAUUUUUAUGCCAUUGUAAAUUUUAAUUGGAUCUCAAGUAAUGUACAAAUGUUGGAAAAUAGAGGCAUAUAAUGUCAACGUGAGACAAAACUGUUAGAUUUUAAGUUAACUUGUUGUUAAAUAUAGCAAUGAAUAUUUUCCAUGAAUAAUUUUUUAGUAAUGUUUUUCUAUGAGCCAAGAUAUUAAAGGCGUAUGAAAUUCUUCCAC
Messenger RNA from Diatraea saccharalis (sugarcane borer), 1544 nucleotides. The record is from the annotation of a GenBank genome assembly. NCBI's taxonomy places the organism in Eukaryota, Metazoa, Arthropoda, Insecta, Lepidoptera, Crambidae.